Messenger RNA from Boleophthalmus pectinirostris (great blue-spotted mudskipper), 3376 nucleotides. RefSeq names its product 3-hydroxy-3-methylglutaryl-coenzyme A reductase-like. The coding region runs from base 175 to 2796 and encodes 873 amino acids. Gene Ontology annotation, molecular function: NADP binding; protein binding; hydroxymethylglutaryl-CoA reductase (NADPH) activity. Gene Ontology annotation, biological process: coenzyme A metabolic process; sterol biosynthetic process; isoprenoid biosynthetic process. The record is from RefSeq and is a predicted model, not a curated record. The transcript is spliced from 20 exons. Gene Ontology annotation, cellular component: endoplasmic reticulum membrane; peroxisomal membrane. Lineage: Eukaryota; Metazoa; Chordata; Actinopteri; Gobiiformes; Gobiidae.
CGCGCCCCUUCCCGUAGCAAAAGAAGAAGAUGGCGUACGCCACAGUCUCCGAGUCGCCAUGAUGGCUAGUUAUUUUGUAACUGGCUUAGCAAUUCUGGCGUAUCAGCCAUCACUAAUAUAAUGGAUUUUUGAUUAAGACUGUGACCUCAGACAGUCGGACUGUCUCCUGUCACCAUGUUGACUCGUCUCUUCAGACUUCACGGGCUUGUCGUGGCUUCCCACCCGUGGGAAGUUAUAGUCGGCACCCUGGCUCUCACAGUCUGUCUAAUGUCUAUGAACACCCUGACAACAAGUAAUCAGGUGUGCAGCUGGAACGAGUGCCCCAAACUCCAGGAGAAAACCCAAAACAGCAACAUUAUUAUACUAUCAAUUACACGCUGCACGGCUAUUGUUUACAUUUAUUUCCAGUUUAAGACUCUUCGCCAACUGGGAUCAAAGUAUAUAUUAGGUAUUGCAGGGUUAUUUACAGUAUUCUCCAGCUUUGUUUUCAGCACUGUGGUAAUACACUUUUUUGGAAAAGAGCUAACAGGCCUCAAUGAAGCCCUGCCAUUCUUCCUAUUGCUCAUUGACCUGUCUAAAGCGUGUGCAUUGGCCAAAUUUGCCCUAAGCUCAAAUUCUCAGGAGGAGGUGAGGGAGAACAUUUCUAAAGGCAUGGGCAUUCUGGGGCCCACCUUCACUUUAGAUGCAUUGGUUGAGUGUCUGGUUAUUGGAAUUGGUACAAUGUCAGGGGUGCCCCAACUGGAGAUUAUGUGUUGUUUUGGCUGCAUGUCUGUUCUGGCCAAUUAUUUUGUUUUCAUGACCUUCUUUCCUGCAUGCGUCUCACUUGUCUUGGAGUUGUCAAGGGAAAGCCGUGAAGGCCGCCCAGUCUGGCAGUUGAGUCACUUUGCACGUGUGAUGGAGGAAGAGGAGGACAAUAAGCCCAAUCCAGUUACGCAAAGGGUUAAAAUAAUAAUGUCCCUAGGCUUAGCUCUGGUCCAUGCCCAUACAAGACUUGCAUCAGAAACCCAAGGAAAUAAUCGCACAGUAGAAGGACCCAUCUCUGACUCUUUGCACUCUGGAGGAGCAUGGCCCUUUAAACUCACCAGUAUGGAUUUAGAGCAAGUUAUAACUCUCAGUCUUGCUCUGCUUCUUGCUGUAAAAUAUGUUUUCUUUGAACAAACGGAGGCAGAGUCCUCGCUAUCACUCAAGAACCUCAGCUCCCCGUCUCUACAUAGACAGUGGAAAGAGGAGGGCUGUUGUAUAAGGAAUGGUUCGGUCCAAAAGAAACUGCAUGUCAUUCACGACCACUCUGCAACAUGCCAAACAACUGGAGGCUUUUCAGAAUUGCAAAGCACUCCUGGACCAGAUCAAGAUACGGUGCAAUCUGAUUUUAUGGAGACCUCAGAGAACAGCACUGGUGUUUCAAUUGAAGAAGAUACACAUUCAGAAUUAAAGCCACGAACAUUAGAAGAUUGUGUGGCUAUCCUGUUUGAUCCUCGUCGCGGUCCCAGGUGUUUAAGUGAUUCAGAAGUAAUGAACCUGGUCACCUCACGUAAAAUCCAAAAUUAUAAAUUAGAAACGGUCCUAGAGAAUCCAGAAAGAGCGGUGGCCAUCAGAAGAGAGUUGUUAUCUUCCAAAUUACCUUCAACAUCUGCCUUGGCACACCUACCUUAUAAAAACUAUGACUACUCAAAGGUCAUGGGAAGCUCCUGUGAGAAUGUCAUUGGUUACAUGCCAGUUCCUGUUGGAGUUGCAGGCCCUCUUCUGUUGGACGAUAAACCAUUUUAUGUUCCCCUGGCGACUACCGAGGGGUGUCUUGUGGCCAGUACCAAUCGAGGAUGCCGAGCUCUGUCACUGAGUGGAGGUUGUCGCAGCAGGAUACUAGCUGACAACAUGACUAGGGGUCCAGUUGUGCGACUGCCAUCAGCUUGUCGUGCCGCAGAGGCAAAACUUUGGCUUGAGAGCCCAGAAGGUUUUUGUGUUCUCCAAGAGGCCUUCGAUGAGACUAGCAGGUUUGGGCGCUUAAAGAAGUUAUUAGUGGGCUUAGCUGGUAGAAAUCUGUACAUUCGCUUCCAGUCUCAGACAGGGGAUGCCAUGGGUAUGAACAUGCUCUCCAAGGGGACAGAGCGUGCUUUGCAAAGGCUAAAGCUGCAGUUCCCAGACCUGGAGGUGCUGUCUGUGAGUGGAAACUACUGCACUGACAAGAAACCAGCAGCUCUUAACUGGAUCCUGGGCCGGGGAAAGUCUGUGGUGUGUGAAGCUACUGUUCCAGGAAAGGUUGUUAGAGAGGUGCUGAAGAGCAGUACUGUUGCUCUGGUUGAGUUAAACAUCAAUAAGAAUUUAGUGGGUUCAGCCAUGGCUGGCAGCAUAGGAGGCUUUAAUGCCCAUGCUGCUAAUAUUGUAACAGCUAUUUAUAUAGCAUGUGGACAGGACCCUGCACAAACGGUGGGUAGUUCCAAUUGUAUCACACAGAUGGAACCUGCUGGACCAGGAGGAGAGGAUCUGUACAUCACUUGCACAAUGCCCUCCAUUGAGCUGGGUACUGUGGGAGGUGGCACCAAUCUGAUGCCACAGAAAGCUUGUCUAGAAAUGCUUGGUGUCCAAGGGACCAGCCCAAACCAUCCAGGUGAAAAUGGUCGUCAGCUAGCUCGUGUAGUGUGUGCAACUGUCUUAGCAGGGGAGCUCUCACUUAUGGCUGCUCUAGCUGCUGGUCAUCUAGUUAAAAGCCACAUGACCCACAAUAGAUCUACAACAAAUUUGGCUGGAAUGCAAUGUGCCACACCAGACACCUCAGCAUCAAAGCAUGAUCCAUCUUGACCCUAAACUGAAAGGGACGUUUUAAGAUCUAGUUUUUAAACAUCUGGCACGUGCGUGUGAUGCCUGGAUCCUAAAUUGAGAACACAUCAUUUUGAACCUUGUUUUGACUUUUUUUUCUUACAGAGUUGGAAUAAUGUGACCGAUUAAUUCUACUGUAUUUAAACAUUAUGUUAAACAUUAGAUAUUGUGCCUACCAUUUUAGCCAAUUUGUCAAAGACAGAAUACUUUUAGUGGUCAGAUUUUGCCAAAAUUGCAUAAAAAGUUUGAUGGUUUACACAACAUUCCACCAACAAUGUUCCUUAUGAAUAGUUGUGUGUUCCUACUGCAGUUCAAAAGGUGUGUGAAUUUGUUACAAGCCACUUUCAUACAGUUAACCAAAGCCAUAAAAUAGUUGCGUAAUUAUUGUUGAAAUGGCAAUGUAUGUGGAUGUAUAGGAUUGCUUAACUGCACAAAAAAGUUCAUGACUGCAGAUUUUGAUCCUGUGAUGUUUAGACUAUUGCUUGCAAAACUGGUGCCUUUAAAGAAUAAUGCAAAUUUAAUUUAAUAAGAUGCUUUAUUUAUAUUAAAUAUUUUCACCUUG